This is a messenger RNA of Physella acuta, 2831 nucleotides long. RefSeq lists its product as uncharacterized. The record is from RefSeq and is a predicted model, not a curated record. Lineage: Eukaryota; Metazoa; Mollusca; Gastropoda; Physidae.
AUGGGGGAAGAAUUUGUAACGAAUGUUGAAAGAGGAAACUAUUUUUCAGGAAAAAUGCAAUGUGAAGAAGAUAAAAGCUUUUUCUUGCAGGCAGUUGUGUAUGUGGCUUUGCUGUCCAAAUAUCUUGUGCAAGCUCUGCCCUCCACCACACUGGGCGACUACUUUGUCGUCAAGGUACCUGCACUGCCCGAGGGUAGCACCGCCGUGUCCCACGUCAUCAGCCCAUUCAUCGAGUGCACCGAGGUCACCCAGACGGUCACCUACACGACACAAACCGACACGACACAAGUCGAAAGGACGACAGAACGUGUUGACCAGCUGUGGGUCACCUUCUUUGAUAUACCCAUACAUUUAUUUAGAAGAGACGAGGAACAGGAAUCUGGAGUUACUGUGUACAGAGGCAAUGGUCAGUUUACAUUGGAUGUUUUCUUAUCUUUAGCUGCAAGUGGCUGGACAGAUUUUAUACACUGUAUCCCAGUCAGUGGGUUUGGUCUUGAGUACUUCAUCUUUACACUGAGCCAGUUCCCCACCUACACUCUACUCUCUGGCGACGAACCAGCGAAUGUCAGGGCAUCAAGUCGAGGAUUGCCGGACAGAUUUGUACGAAUGGGCAGGGAACAGGCCCACACUUUCGCUAAUUGUCCCACGGCGAUUGAGUCCCCCGAUGAAUUAGAAGAGCUCCACCUGACGAGUGACCGACCUAUUGGUGUCAUCGCCGGCAGCUGUCGCUCCACUGGGGUCACCUCCCAUCUCUGUCACAACCCGCCGAGGACAAAUUUUAUUUUUGACAUGCUGCCCCCCGUGGAGAGCUACGGCAAAAGUUUUCUGCUCCCAAAUCCCGUCGUGCCCGGGUCCUACCGGAUCAUCAUCGUCGUGUCCUCUCAGGACAACACGCGCGUGGAGAUCGCCACGUCAUACUUUCAGGACAGCACUAUGAUAGAACUGGAUAGAGCUGGACAGCCGAGGAAUAUUGAGAAAAAAGGCGCGCGACUACUGGAGGCCGACAAGCCUAUCGUCUGCUUCUUGCUACUGCAGGGAUCGUGUGGGCAUCCAGAGGUUGGACUGUCAAUGACCAUCGUGGUGCCGACCUUCCUCUUUUACAAUCUUUACUUAUGGAAUUCGAUGUUUCCGUCCAUCAAAAAUUUGAAGGUCUACCUGUUGUUGAUGGCUAGAGGUGAUGAUAUACCUUAUGUGCGUGUAGAAGGGAAGCUAGUUAGAGGCUGGGUGUGGAAGAGCAUCUUGGGUGACCGUUCUUGGCAGACGGUGAACCAUCAGAUCGAGGAAGACGUUGGCUACGCCUAUCUGCAGGGCCGGUCUCACGGGUUCGGCUGUUAUGUUUACUGUUUUCAAAGCAACUUGAGAUACAUUCAAACCAGAGGCUUCAUCAUUUCACGUGUGAAAGAUUGUACCAAGACCAUACAACUGAUGAAUGAAUCAGACCUAGUGGACAAUGACUGUGAUUUUCAUUUUGAUGAGGAGAUUUUCAACCGAAUGGAUGAUGAUAACGAUGGAUUAGUUGAUGAAGAUAUACAGGCCAAUAUGAUAGUGGACGGCCAGUGGGGAGAGUGGAACCCAUGGGAGUGUGAGGCGCCCUGUGGGGUGUCGCCCUUCAUAGCUCGCAGAACCUGCACCAACCCAGCACCCAAGAGAAUGGGGAUGCCUUGUGUUGGGCACAACAUCAGAAAAAAUAAAGGGGGUUGUGUAGCUGUAGGCGCGUGCGAUCAGAAGUGUGCUAAAGGUUACUAUGGUUACAACUGUUCCUACACCUGCACUAAAUGUGCCAACGACUGCGACCCGGUCAAUGGUUCAUGUGACACCUGCUUACCUGGCUGGACAGACCCGCACCUCGGCUGCUCAACACCUUGCCCCAAGUGGACCUACGGCUUCCAGUGUCGGGAGCUGUGUGAGACCAAGUGUGGCUACGACUGUGAGGAGCGGGUGACAGGUAAAUGCCCAGCAUCGAAAAUGUUUUUCCUGUUCGUCCUCUGGAUAGACUUAAUGUUGAUGAUAAUGACCAUAUCGUUUGCUGUUAUCUGGGCUCACGGGGCCACACGGGUGAACAUUCUCAUGUUGCUGUCUGCCAUUCGAAGAAAGAACUACGUCUGGAGAUAUAGGAACGCUAAAGGCAAGGAGAUGGAGGUUCUGGCUUCUAGAUCCUUCUACAAGAUUUACAAAGCCCGGACUGGCAAAACUUUCCAGCAGGAUGGGAAAGUCACUAAAUUUGUGUCUGACAACGCGUUAGAAUCCAGGAGAAGAUUCAGUGUGAAUCGGUUGACUGAGGACGAGUCUUCCGGCAGUGCCUCCACCAGCACGUCUGCCAUGGUGCCCAUCGCUGUGAAUUCCGUUAGUAAACUGUCGUCUGCCAAACAGUCAGAGCAGAAGACGUCAUCUAAGGAUGUCACAGCCAAGCCGUCGUUUGUUAAAGAAUCUUCUACGAAAAUUGAUUCUUCCAAACCGUCCACGACUAAAAUCUCCUCUGCGAAAGAAUCGCUUUCAAAACCAUCCGCUACUAAAAUCUCGUCGGCUAAAGAAUCCCUUUCAAAACCAUCAGAAACUAGAAUAUCGUCUGCUAAAGAAUCUCUUUCAAAACCAUCAGCUACUAAAAUAUCGUCAGCUAAAGAAUCUCUUUCAAAACCAUCCGCUACUAAAAUCUCGUCUGCUAAAGAAUCUCUUUCAAAACCAUCCGCUACUAAAAUAUCGUCUGUUAAAGAAUCUCUUUCAAAACCAUCAGUAACUAGAAUAUCGUCUGGUAAGGAACUGACACCAAGUCCUUCGUCCGGGAAAGGUUUUGUUAGUAAAAAACUAAACUAGCGUCUCCAUUAAAUUUUACG